AUACAGAGAACAGCUGAAGCAAAAUCAAUGAAGUCCCCUUUGCUGGUGGACUCGUAUUGGACGAAAGCUCUCUGUAUCAAAACCCAUCACAAAAGGGUUAACCCGCUUCUUUAUUACUGAAACAGAGUACACUGGAUUCUGAUGGAAAAUUAAAAACCCACAACAAGGGUUUUAAGAUUUGUUGCAGUGGGAAGAUGGGUUUUGGAGGAAAUCGUACAUUCUUCUUUCAAGUCUCUGAACCAAGAUUGAAUUCAAAACCCAGGGUUUCCUUUUUGAUUUUUAUAUCUUCCUAUCUACUAUCUAUCUAUCAGAAAGAGAGUGACAAAAGAGAAAGAGGAAAAUUAUCUAGGAUUUUUGAAGUUUAGGGAUUUUGAUUGUUUGAAGAAAAUGGAACCAGCAGCUGAAAGGAAACAUCAUUUCUUCAAGAUCUUCCAUGAAGAAGAAAAAAGAAGAAGAUUGCGCAUUCCUGUAGCAUUCUGUCAGAGAUUACCCACAGAAUCUCCAGCAUGUGGACGGGCAAUUCUUCAGUGCCCUAAUGGAGCAUCUUGGGUUGUACAAGUGAACAAAACUGAAAAUGGAACCUACCUCGAGGAUGGCUGGGAGAAAUUUGUGCAAGAGAACUGCUUGAAAAAGUAUGAUUUCCUAGUGUUUAGGCAUGAUGGUGGAAUGCAGUUCCUCGUUAAAGUUUUCAAGGGAAAUGGGUGUCCAAGAGAAGAGUGUUUUGCUCGUGUUCCUUCUCCAGUUCUCGCGCCAGAAAGAUAUGUACCAAAAGAAGAGUGUUUCACCCCUGUUCCUUCUCAAGUUCUCGCGCCAGAAAGUGAUGAACCAAAUGAAGAGUGGUUUGCUCCUGUUCCUUCUCCAAUUCUUGGGCCAGAAAGUCAUGGAUCAAAAGUGAAGUGUUUUGCUCCUGUUCUAUCUCCAAUUCCUGAGCAAGAAAGUCACGGACCAAAAGAAGAAGAAGCAUGCCUUAUCCCUGUUGCUUCUCCAAUUCCAGGCCAAGAGAGUCUCGGACCAAAACAAGAAUGCUCCACCCCUAUUGCGUCUCCAAUUCCUGCACAAGAAAGUCAUGGAUCAAAAGAAGAAUGCUUCACUCCUGUUGCUUCUCCAAUUCCUGCGGAAGAGAGUCAUGGACCACAAGAAGAAUUUGUCACUUUUAUACCCUCUCCACUUGGGCAAGGAAGAAAGAGACAUGGAAUCUCAUGUGAAAGUUCAACGAGAAAACGGAGAGGCACUGUUAAUGAGGAGAUGCUUGCUCCCGCAAUAGUAGUCAAGAGAAAAGUUCUAUCUUUCAGUAAUAUGUAUUACCCACUAGUAGUAUAUAAAAGAGGAACUGCAUUCAAUCAGUUGUAUAUAAAAGACUCUCGGAUUGAAAGUUCUAUCUUUCAGUUCUCGCUUUCCUUUCUUCUGGAACUGUGUGAAGGCCUCCUAUAAGAGGCUUAUGGUGAGUUGAUAAAUCUUGUUUACCAAUUAAAUGCUAUUUUAACUAUA
This is a messenger RNA of Papaver somniferum (opium poppy), 1488 nucleotides long. RefSeq lists its product as uncharacterized. The record is from RefSeq and is a predicted model, not a curated record. NCBI's taxonomy places the organism in Eukaryota, Viridiplantae, Streptophyta, Magnoliopsida, Ranunculales, Papaveraceae. Gene Ontology annotation, molecular function: DNA binding. The coding region runs from base 388 to 1431 and encodes 347 amino acids. The transcript is spliced from 3 exons.